CUCCCAAAGGCUAUGUUUAAAGGCGUGCACCACCACUGCCCAGCUAAGUCAUUGUAGUCUUAUGGCUAGACUGUUCAAUAGUAGAUGUCAUAAACCUUAUUAAAAACACAAAAAAGUUUAGAAGGUGUGAAAGUUCUGGCAAAAUCAGGUGGUAGUAUCAACUCACAUUUCUCUUCAGUGGAGAACUCCCUGCUGCCUUUAUACUCGUAGCAUAAAGCAGACUGUAUGUCUCACAGGGUGACCUGAGUGUCCCCUCUACAAACAAACAAACGUAGUAAAAAGUCCCGUGAGUGCAAAUAGGUAAGUGAGUGGUCACAUACAGCCUGACGAUGCUCUGUGAGGCUGGGGGAAGCCCCUGGUUGACUUGCAAGCCUAGGUGGCUUCCAGGGUAGAAGGGGCUGAGAACUCAACACCCUGAGGCUCUAAUCCAGCCCUCUGAUGGCAGGGGUGAGAUGACUUCCAUCCUGCGAAGCCCUCAGGCUCUCCAGCUCACACUAGCCCUGAUCAAGCCUGAUGCGGUUGCCCACCCACUGAUUCUGGAGGCUGUACAUCAGCAGAUUCUGAGCAACAAGUUCCUCAUUGUGCGGACACGAGAACUACAGUGGAGAAAGGAAGACUGCCGUAGGUUCUACCGAGAGCACGAAGUGGGCCAAUCCGAGCCUACAUCCUUGCCCACAAAGAUGCCAUCCAGCUUUGGAGGACACUGAUGGGGCCCACCAGAGUAUUUCGAGCACGCUACAUGGCCCCAGAUUCAAUUCGUGGGAGUUUGGGCCUCACUGACACCCGAAACACUACCCAUGGCUCAGGUGAGUCUCAACCUCUCAUCCACAGCCACACAUGAGGAAGGAUGUCUUGGGGCAGACGAGUAAGCCAUGUGAUGAGAUUGACAGCAGUGGUCCCUCCAUUGAGCUUGUUUCCAUAUAUUUCUGCCCUGUAUAGCCGUCUCAGCCGUGUGGCCUGUACUGAGUGGAUCAGUACAUUCGCUGUGAUAACCCUUCUCUCUCAUUUGGGUUUUUCCU
This is a messenger RNA of Microtus ochrogaster (prairie vole), 1019 nucleotides long. RefSeq names its product NME/NM23 nucleoside diphosphate kinase 6 (gene Nme6). The transcript has 3 exons. Gene Ontology annotation, cellular component: mitochondrion. Gene Ontology annotation, molecular function: nucleoside diphosphate kinase activity. Gene Ontology annotation, biological process: negative regulation of mitotic nuclear division; CTP biosynthetic process; negative regulation of cell growth. NCBI's taxonomy places the organism in Eukaryota, Metazoa, Chordata, Mammalia, Rodentia, Cricetidae. The record is from RefSeq and is a predicted model, not a curated record.